GUGCGGGUUUGAAAUUAUCGAGGACGUCUGGGAUUAUGGGUUAGUGGAUUUGGAUUGUUGGUUUGGAUUGCACUGGAAUGGUUUGAAGGGCAAUGGAGGCAAAGGAUAGUGAUGUAGAAUGUGUGCGUGCGCUUGGUAUCAACCCACCGUCUAACUCGUCGAAAUCGGAGUCGUCAUCGUCGUCGUCAUCUUGCGCAGCAGCCGGACUAGGUUGUUUUUGGGCUUGCGAUGGCUUGGGAUCUGCAGAUGUCGAGGGAGUGCUCGUAUUCGCAUUUUCCGUAGUGUUCUUCUCCGCUGUGGUCGAUGUCUGUUCGGCGGGGGUUUCCUCACGGGGAUCGACCGCGGGGGGCGCCGACGAGGAGGCCAUGCUAUCCGACUGGUUGAGGAAAGGGUCGAAGCACCGAUAGCAGAUGCAAAGAGAAGGAUGUGAUGCGAGGAUAAAGAGGAGGAGACAGGGUGUCAGAGACGGCGCUGGGAUGGAACGAAUGCACUCGUUCUACGGAGAAUUGCAUGUGAAGCGAACUGGAGGAGCGGAAGCAUGACUAAGCCUGGGCGGA
Aspergillus steynii IBT 23096 is the source of this 557-nucleotide messenger RNA. RefSeq lists its product as uncharacterized. Bases 93 to 407 code for a protein of 104 amino acids. The transcript has a single exon. The record is from RefSeq and is a predicted model, not a curated record. NCBI's taxonomy places the organism in Eukaryota, Fungi, Ascomycota, Eurotiomycetes, Eurotiales, Aspergillaceae.